UGGGGGAAAGUUGGGGAAAUUUCGAUUUCAUGUUAUUUCCCGCCGUGGUUUUCUCCGAAAUUCCGGCGAAAAUUGCGCAAUUUUGCCCAAUUGGGCUUCUCAAAUUUACCCCCCGAGUGUUUCGCGUUAGUUGUGUGAAAAUCGUGUGACUUAACCUCGAAAUGUGGCCCGAGGUCGAAAGGGCCAAAAGUGAGAAUCGCCACGAGUUGGUGCUCGGGGGCAACGAGAUUGCUGAACGAAUCGGCAAGGAGGGGCUAGAUCCUGGGAUUUUUACCCUGACAGGGUUGAACUACUUGGAUAUACAUGAGACAAGUCUGGGGGCCAUACCGGACGAAAUUGCCAGACUGCAAAACUUACAGUCUUUGGUGCUCCACUCUAAUAAACUAGAGAGUCUCAACAGUGGGGUCACCAAGUUACAAAAGUUGAAACUUUUGGAUUUGGCGAGGAAUCAGCUCAAAGAGGUGUCCCCAGAAAUUGACAAUUUGGUCAAUAUUGUGACUUUUAACUUCACUUUUAAUUGUCUUGGGGACUUCCCCGAGUUGCACAACACCCGGAAAUUGUCAGUCCUAGACUUGUCUAACAAUAAAUUGACAAAAUUCCCUCAGGUGUGUAAUGAAGGAUUGUCAAAUUUAUCCGAAUUGAAGCUCAGUGAAAACGAAAUUGGGACAAUCCCUUCUGAAAUCGGUCACUUAUCAAGUCUAAAAGUCCUAGAAUUGGGGCACAAUCAAAUCAAGUCUCUCCCAGGCGAAUUAUCCGAUUGCACAAAACUCAAAGUCUUGGGGUUGAAAAAUAACCCAAUUUCUGACCGCCGUCUCCUCAAACUCAUCGAUCAAUGUCGUACGAAACAAAUCAUAGACUACGUCAAGGCCCACAGCCCCAAAACUGCAACAAAAACGGAGCAAAAGGGGGCCACGAAGCCUACCAAAGACUCGGAAAGUGACAACGACGAGUACAAACACACAAUUCGGGUCCACUACGCCAAAGAAAGCCCCAAAAUCAUCCUAGAUGAGAGCGUCAAAACUGUGAGAGAAUUCCUAGUGGCUUGUCUCGUCUCUAGUGUCACUUUCACCGAAGAAACUUUUAAAAAAUUCAUCCAAAUUCAGAAUAAACUCCACGAAACAGUGUGCUCUAAACGAAAUUCAUCAACAAUUGCCACUCACGAUUUCGAUAAAUUGCCCCCAGGAGACCUCAAAUACACGACUUUGCCUCCCACUGAGCUCCAAAUCCAGCCUCUUAAUCGCCCCAAUUCUAUGUCGGGGGCUGACCUCUUCACUAAACUCCAAACCGAAGCCAAUAAUCUACGCAAAGAGAAAAAACGCAACACCUAUUCGGGGAUUCACAAAUAUUUGUAUUUAAUCGAGGGGCGGUCGCGAUUCCCCUGUCUCGUAAACUCGCAAGGGACUGUAAUCUCCUUCCCCCCGAUUACCAACUCAGAAGUGUCCAAAAUCGAAGUUGGUACUAAAAAUUUACUAAUUGAGGUGACAAGUUCCCUGUCUUUGCAUUUGUGCAAAGUGGCGAUGGAGACACUUUUGAGGGAAUUAGUCAUGUUGGUGGGGCACGAUCUGGAGGUCACACAAGUCAAAAGCACGGAUGUUGAGGGUAAUUUGAGGGUGGUUUACCCCUCGAAAACCGACUUGGUUUUUGAAGGAAACGAAAUUAGAGUUGUUAGGGACUAAACUUUAAUUUAUUGAUUAUAAUAAGUUUUUUUUUUUGUAUUUGAUACAUUUAAUAAAAGGAGACUUUUCUUUGGC
This is a messenger RNA of Tribolium madens (black flour beetle), 1751 nucleotides long. Its product is annotated as leucine-rich repeat-containing protein 47-like. Gene Ontology annotation, molecular function: protein binding; RNA binding; phenylalanine-tRNA ligase activity. The record is from RefSeq and is a predicted model, not a curated record. The transcript is spliced from 3 exons. Lineage: Eukaryota; Metazoa; Arthropoda; Insecta; Coleoptera; Tenebrionidae. Bases 162 to 1676 code for a protein of 504 amino acids. Gene Ontology annotation, biological process: phenylalanyl-tRNA aminoacylation.